AUGUCAAAGACAGUUGUCAUGGAAUUUGAUGAGACAGUUGGCAGGGCGAGGGAGGGGCCUUGGUUGUGCUAUGGAGUUUCCAAUGAAACUCUUGAGGCCCAUGAAAAGAUGGGAGAUAAUAUUCGAUCUCAGAAGUUGAUUAACAACCUUCAUAAUGUUCUUCAGGAUACGAGUUCACUUGGGACAAUCGCCGGGAAGGAGCGGCCAAUGCUUAGGGAAUUCGGAGGUUUCUUGUCAUACCAUCUUGUUUCAAUGUCUUCGGAUCAUUAUCCUAUUCUGAUUGAAAACGUGGCUCCGAGAGAGAGAGAAUUUUUUUUUUUGUUAUUUUUUCUGCUUCUCUCUCACUCACUCUCUCUCUCAGCUCAGAGCGAAAACCGACCUGAUCUGAAAACCAAUAGAUCCCAGCGAAGUCGCCACCCGAUCCUGCGCCUCUUCCUCUCCUCCAAAACCCUAUUCGCUUCCCGCCAAACCCACCGCAACCUCUCCCACCUCAUCUGCAUCUUCCCUCAGGACCCUGCCCUCGCCUGAUCCUACCUUUUCGACCUUCGCCACCUCGCCUAGUACACCCUCCCCAUGCCCUGUAACCCCCACGUCUACGACCUCUACAACUUUACCUACGUCCCGAUCGGGCCCCACCUCGGCUGCUCUCUCUUAGACACCGCCCUUCCAGAUCGACGCCCCACACCGUCGUCGGCGGUGUUCUGGUUUGACUUCACCACGGCCUCCUGGGAGUACCGCGCUCCGAUGCUAACCCCACACGGGAGCUUCGCAUGUGCGAAGGUUCCAGAUUCCGACCAGAUCAUCGUCGCCGGAGGCGGUUCCCGCCACACCAUGUUCAAUGCCACCGGGAGCAGGAUGACCUCGGUGGAGAGGUAUGAUAUAUGUAGAGACGAGUGGGUGGCAAUGGAAGGGCUACAUAGCUUUCGGGCCGGGUGUGUGGGGUUCUUUGCUGGAAAUGUGGAGGAGAGGGAGUUUUGGGUGAUGGGCGAGUACGGCCAGGCCAUGACUAUAUCAGAGGUGGUGCCGGUGGACAAGUAUUACCGGAAUGCGGUGGUGAUGGAAUUGACGAAUCGUAAUAGUGAUGGCAGGUGGAGGGAGACAGGUUGAUAAUGAGGUUGAUCUUGCACAACCUGGUGUGUUCAUGCUUGAUGGGAAUGAUAUAUUCAGGUAACUUUGCCAAACUCUAGCUGAAAUAUAUAUUUGUUAUGGUCUUUGGAAUUCGAUGUCAAUGAAGUUUAGUUUCGUGUGUAAAGUUUUAGUUGGAAUUUUAGAUUGCUGUAAACAAUAGGCAUAAUGGGUUUGAAAUGUUGUUGUAAGUCCUUGUAAUGGGAGUGUAAGCAUUUUGUGCAACUGCAACGAAAUGAGGAUUACAAAAUGAAUGAAGGAGAUCGGGAAGAAAUUCUCUGUAUAUGAAGGAUUAAGGAAUUCGGUACUCAAGAGUUAGAUUGAAUGUUCAGGCGAGUUGGCGAGAGAGAGAGAGAGAGAGAGAG
Rosa chinensis is the source of this 1490-nucleotide messenger RNA. RefSeq names its product F-box/kelch-repeat protein OR23. Lineage: Eukaryota; Viridiplantae; Streptophyta; Magnoliopsida; Rosales; Rosaceae. The record is from RefSeq and is a predicted model, not a curated record. Gene Ontology annotation, molecular function: protein binding.